CUGCAGUUCGAAAUUGGCGACGUCGUGCGGAUCCGGGGCCAAACCUACACGUACAAAGUCAUUGCCAUCACCAACUCGCUGAUUACCAUUCUCGUUGUCAAUCCGCAGCCGGAUGGGACCGUCUUGACGUUUAGUCCAAUAUGCCUGCAGAGCGUCGACGAGUCAAGGAUCGAAAAGGUUGAGGACGGGGGAUGA
Lasiosphaeria miniovina is the source of this 195-nucleotide messenger RNA. RefSeq lists its product as uncharacterized. Lineage: Eukaryota; Fungi; Ascomycota; Sordariomycetes; Sordariales; Lasiosphaeriaceae. The record is from RefSeq and is a predicted model, not a curated record. The transcript has a single exon. The annotation marks the transcript as partial.